Molecule: messenger RNA, 870 nt
Organism: Raphanus sativus (radish)
Lineage: Eukaryota; Viridiplantae; Streptophyta; Magnoliopsida; Brassicales; Brassicaceae
Product: protein LURP-one-related 10-like
Exons: 3
Coding region: 81-665 (194 amino acids)
Source: RefSeq, a predicted model, not a curated record
AAACGUACACAAUCUCAUUCUUAAUCAUCUUAUACAAGAAUCAGAAAUAAGAAAAAAAAAGAGAGAGAGAGAGUUUCAAUAUGGCGAUCGUGAACCCUAACUUUUGUGCACCGUACCCGGUAGAAUUGGGAAUCGUACGAAAGGUGAUGACGAUAACAGAUGGUAACUUCGCUGUCACAGACGUCAACGGCAAUCUCCUUUUCAAAGUCAAAGAGCCAAUGUUUAGUCUCUCCGACAAAAGGAUCUUACUCGACGCAUCAGACACUCCAAUUUUGACUUUGAAAGAAAAUAAGGUGAGUCUUCACGAUAGGUGGCAAGUGUUUAGAGGAAAGAGUACAGACCAAAAUGAUUUGGUAUACACAUUGAAAAGAUCGUCGAUGUUUCAGUUGAUUAAGCCAAAGCUAGAUGUUUUCUUAGCUCCUAAUAAGGAAAUGAAGGAAUGUGACUUCCAUGUCAAAGGAAGUUGGAUCGACCGGUCCUCUACCAUCUAUGCUGGAAAAUCUGACGUAAUUGUUGCACAGAUGCACAAGAAACAUACCGCGCAGAGCAUAUUGAUAGGGAAGAGUAAUUUCUCGGUUACGGUGUAUCCGAAUGUUGAUUAUGCGUUUAUAGUCUCUCUCAUUGUAAUUCUCGAUGACAUUAACCGAGAAGAUUCCGGAGAGUAAACACAAUUUUCUUGUGAAUGAUUCUUGAUAUUUCUUUUGCUACAUUUUAGAUGGUGUUUUAAAUUAGUUAUUAUGUUUCAUAAUAAUUCUCAUUUUAAAUUUUUUAUUUUGUUUCAAAAUAAAUGUCAUUCUACAAUUCUAAUGUAAUUUUGUACAUUAAAUCUAUGUUUUACCCUUUUGAAUAACCAAUACAUUUUUAUUUGAA